UACCCUGCUGCUAAACGGUGCGGGGCGCGGGUGGGAGUCGCUCUCGGUAGCGGCGGACUUAGCCGAAACGGCUGCGGCUAGAGAGACCCAUCUCUGUGGAGGAGUAGGAGACCCGACGGAAGGGGACGCGUGUACCUCAACUGCCGGUGGUGAUAAGCCUCCGGCAUCUCAGCACAUGUACGCGAGCACCGUGUUCGGUCGGCACACAACGCACUCGAACGCACUAUUUAUAUAUACAUAUACGCACGUGAAAUAGACGGUACUUUUUUUUUUCCUCUUCGUUUCGGUCGCGUCAUUAUAAUAAUCCCGAAAAGUGUCGCGAGCUCGACCCGAGUACCACACAUCCGCUCGGCACAUUCGUAUAUUACAGUCGUAUAGUCGCGGUGCGCAGAGCAGUCCUCCUGCAGUCGCUCCGUCCGAAACGCGUCCUCUCGUCACACGUCGCGGUGAAUCGAAAAACGGAUCGUCCGUCGAAUUUUUGUUUUUACCGAUUUUUUCUGUUUACGCGCCCGCAAAUGUGUUCGUCUCUCCCGUGACUAGAGCCGAUUGUUUUACUUAUACGAUUCCCGAUCCCGUCGAUCGACGCCUAUAUACCUAAAUCCCGUACAGCAUUAGCGAAUCUUCCGCCGCAUCGCCGUAUAGUCGUGCCGAGUCCACAAUGACGACGCGUCGUAAGCUUUUGCUGUUGACGGUGACGUUUUUGGCCUUUUACGGUACCGCCGGAGCGCAACCGCGCGGCUCCGCCGGGUCGUCCGGUCCGGCCGUCCGGAGCAUUUGCGACAUUUGCGCGUGCGCUCCCGACAACGUCCGGCCCGUGACGGUCAACUGCACGUGCACGAAGACAAAAUUGCUCAUCGUCCGGGACGAGGACGCCGCUCUGCUGUCGUCCGUCCAGGACCUGACGCUGGCCAGUUGCGGUUUCGUGUCGCUGCCGUCGUCCGGGCUGUCCGCCUCGACGUCGCUGGCCCGCGUCACCGUGCGCGACAUGAAACUGUUCCACUACACGGCCGGCCUGUUCCCGGCGCUGGAGAGCUUGACCGUCGAGAACGUCGACGAGCUGGUGCUGGACGGCUUCGGGACGGCCAACCGGACGCUCCGCCAUCUGACGCUCCGCCGCACCGCCGUGGUCAAGCUGGUCAAGGGCACGGUGACGACGGCCGCGCCGCUGCGCCGGGUCCUGUUCGACCGGGUGGACGUGGACGAGAUCGAGUCCGGUGCGCUGGACAUGUCGUUCGUCGGCGACGGCGACAGCGGACAGCUGGCGGCCGCCGACGGAUUCACGGUCGUCAAUUCUACGAUCAAGUCGGUGCAGUCGAGCGGCGUGGCCGUCCGGUCCGGCGCCGUCAGGAUACUGAACAGCACGCUGGACAAUUUGGCGUCGGGCGCGGUGGUGGUGGACGACGCGCGUAGAGGCGUCAGGCUGUCCGGCAACCGUCUGGGCUUGAUGGUCGGCGACAGCCUGUCGGCCAUGCAGUGGGACGGCGGCGACGCGUCCGUGCGCGUGGACGGAAACGAGUUCCGCGCGCUUCCGGCCGACAUGCAGCUGCUCCGGUCCGAGCGGCCGGCCGACUUCGUGGCCAACUACGUGGACAACGUGGACCUGGGCCCGUUCCUGUUCGGGCUGGGGCCCGCCGUCCGGGCGGCCGGCAACCUGUUCACGUGCGACUGCGACCCGCGGCGCAUCAGCGUGCUCAAGCUCAACAAGGUGUUCCCGGGCCUGCUGCAGCCGGACGUGGACACCCGGUUCGCCGGUCUGCUGGCCGACAACUACUGCCGGCAACCGGCCAACACCACGCUGGCCGGUUACAGGGACCUGCUGGUCAGGGAGAUCGUGUGCGAGGGCGCCAACGUGACCGCGGUCCAGCCGUCGCCGGAAUCGCCGACGGGCCAUCCGCAACCGUCCGGCGGCGACACCGCUGCCCAGAACCGCGGUAACGCGGUCGCCACUGCCGCCGCGUACGCGAGCGCGGCCGCCGUCGUCACUUCGUUCCUGUUGCGUACCGUCAUCUGCUAAGCGCACCCAAAACGACUUCAGAAUUCGUUUUUUUUUUUUUUUUUAAAAACAAUUUUUUAUUUCAAAUAUAUUUUUCAUAUUUUUUUUUUUUACGCAAUACCGAACUGAAACUUUAUAUACAUAAUUAUAAUAUUAUAUUUUAAUCGAUUUUAUUGGUACUUAAUACUUAAAACGUGUUUAUACGACGUUUUAAUAUCUACACUUUGAAACUGUACAACGGACGCGAUGCUCCUCCACUUAUAAUAAUAAUUAUAAAUUAUAAUACUACCUAUACUAUUAAAUAAUUUGUAAAUAUUACAAUAUAUUAUUAUGUAUUAAGAUAAAUUUUGUAUUUUGUAAUUGUAUUUUUUUUUUUUUUUUAGACAUUAAAACGUUUUGUAAAUCUUUUCA
Aphis gossypii (cotton aphid) is the source of this 2404-nucleotide messenger RNA. RefSeq lists its product as uncharacterized. Lineage: Eukaryota; Metazoa; Arthropoda; Insecta; Hemiptera; Aphididae. The transcript has 3 exons. Bases 659 to 2014 code for a protein of 451 amino acids. The record is from RefSeq and is a predicted model, not a curated record.